Molecule: messenger RNA, 2467 nt
Organism: Chenopodium quinoa (quinoa)
Lineage: Eukaryota; Viridiplantae; Streptophyta; Magnoliopsida; Caryophyllales; Amaranthaceae
Product: wall-associated receptor kinase-like 10
Exons: 4
Coding region: 1247-2161 (304 amino acids)
Biological process (GO): cell surface receptor signaling pathway; protein phosphorylation
Cellular component (GO): plasma membrane
Molecular function (GO): ATP binding; protein serine/threonine kinase activity
Source: RefSeq, a predicted model, not a curated record
CUUAUUAACAUCUUGUAAAUUUUGUUGAUAUCUUAGUUCAAUGUUUUGCCCUUGAGUUCUACAGGCCUGCUGCAUUGCUAAUCCAAAAAAUCACAAACACAGAAUUUGGUAUAGGUGAAUUGGGUGGUAAGCUGGCAACCAUGGAUAUGAUGCUUGCAACAGUGGCACUUGUCCUAUGGCUAUCAAGAGAUUUAGUCGAAGCAGCUCCACCAAUGGCAAAACCUGGUUGUCCAGAUAAGUGUGGAAAUGUUACUAUUCCGUAUCCAUUUGGUAUUGGUUCAAGGUGCUAAAAAUUUCCUUAAAGUCGCCAGAAGUGACAAUUAAUGCUUCCAUGGCUGUUAACUGUAAUGGACAAGCUACAACAUGGACGAGUGCUAACUUGGGUGGAAGCCCAUAUAGUUUCUCCUCCAUUUACAAUGAUUUUGCUCCUAUAAAUUGUGUAGGGACUUCUUUUUUCAAUGUUGGGGACAAGGUAGUGGCUCGUUGUGGAUCAGUUUGUAAUAGUAAAAUCAGGGGCAAUUCGACAUCCCAGAAAUCGAUUUGCUUAUCUGGUCUCCCCUAUCCCCUGAGUGUUUACAGUGUUAACAUCACUCUAACUAAUGGGACUUGCAGCUAUGUCUUAUUAGCAAACCGUGAUUUCUUGAAUUAUCUUUUAUUAUCUAACCCUCAGCAUUCACUAUUGUCCCUAGUUAGCAGUGGAAGUCAUAUACCGGUUAAUCUUGAUUGGAAAUAUUUUUAUUUACCUGAUCAAUCAUCAAAUGAUUCCGGUUCUGGAAAUUGUUACAUGCAUCAAGCUAAUGGUGAUUACACAUGUAGCUGCCUGCAACGACAAGGUGGUAAUCCUUAUCUUCCUAACGGAUGCCAAGAGUCGCCACGAUGUGCAAGCUGCAAAGGUGAUUGUUACAUCACUUCUGAUGAUUAUAUGGAUGCUAGGUGUUUUAUAACUAAAAAGAGCAGGAACCUUCUGGGAGUUGUGCUAGGAUUGAGUAUUGGUGUAGGAUCAUUAUUGGUGUCUGUAGGUUGCUAUUGGUUGUGGCAGAUUUUGAAGAGAAGGAAGAAGAUAAAACUAAGAGCUAAGAACUUCAAACAAAAUGGUGGUUUGCUUUUACAAAGACAAAUGUGUUACAAUGAUUGUGUUGUGGAGAAAACAAAAGUUUUUACUGUCAGCGAAUUAGAGGUAGCCACAGAUAAUUUCAAUGAGAACAGAAUACUUGGGUAGGGUGGCCAAGGUACAGUUUACAAAGGUAUGCUGACGGAUGGAAGGGUUAUAGCAGUUAAGAAAUCCAAAAAAGUUGAUGAAAGCCAAUUAGAGCCUUUCAUAAACGAGGUAGUUAUCCUCUCUCAAAUUAACCACAGAAAUGUGGUUAAACUUCUAGGGUGUUGUUUGGAAACUGAUGUACCUCUUCUUGUUUACGAGUUCAUCCCAAAUGGAACACUUUCUCAGCAUAUCCAUAACCCAAGUGAAGAGUUUCACAUUCCUUGGAACAUGCGCUUGCAAAUUGCUGCAGAAUCAGCAGGUGCAAUUGCAUACCUUCAUUCAUCGUCGUCUACUCCUAUCUACCACAGAGAUAUUAAGUCUUCAAAUAUACUUUUGGAUGACAAAUACAGAGCAAAAGUUUCCGAUUUUGGCACUUCAAGGACUAUACUGAUUGAUCAGACUCACUUGACUACUCAAGUUAAAGGGACAUUUGGAUAUUUGGAUCCAGAGUACUUCCAAUCCAACCAAUUCACUGAAAAAAGUGAUGUUUAUAGCUUUGGAGUAGUCCUUGUUGAGCUCUUGACUAGCAAGAAGCCAAUAUCUCCAGACAAAUCUAAAGAAUGGAGAAGUCUUGCCACAGAGUUUCUUCUUAUGAUGGGAAAUUUCUGUUUCUCUGAUAUCCUUGAUCCUGAGGUUUCAAACGAGGCAAAGCAGGAAGAGCUAGAGGCUGUGGCUAACCUUGCUAAAGAAUGCUUGAACUUGAAUGGAAAGCAAAGGCCUACUAUGAAAGAAGUUGCUAUAAUACUCGAGGGGCUGCAAUCACGAAAUGAAACUACUUCAGUACAGCAGACGCUCCCUGAAUGUAACCAAGCAGUUGCUGAUAUAAGUGUGGUGUACACAGCCUCCCUCAGCUCAAGCUUAUUCUCUUCCCAGGAAGUUGCUGCAUUGAUGCCAAUCUCGUGAUUUCUGUGGAACUUCAGGUUAAAGUUGUAGGCAUAGUUAUUUUGUUAAUUCAAGCCCUUUCUUAUGUGUCAAUAUGACAAUAUGUUGUUAUAUUAGAGAUGUGCACGACUGCGCGUAUAGCACGGAACGAGCUUGGUUUUAAGUUUGAAUCAAUACAAAGUACUCUAUAUAUAUAGUCACACAAACUACUUUCAGAUUCAGAUAUUGUAAAAAUUUUGUUUCCUUGCUUAUUUUUUGGCAGUAGUGCAUGUAUGAUGCGAAAGAAUGAUAUAGUUAUGUAGCAUUAUAAAGGUUAUUAUAGCAUAA